AAUGGUUCCCUGCUCACCGUUGACUUGAUUAGACUCAGCACUGGACACCAAUAACCAUUCCACAGAGCCUGGGGUUUUGACUCCGCUAUGCACCAUUGCGACCCCACAAGUUUGGCAAAGAGAACUGCCUUGUGUGCAGAGAAGGAAACAAUUUAAGAGUAUUCGGGAGCACUUUUACGUCCUCAUGAAUAUGCAUCAACCUAUAGGAAUCAAACCCCAUCAUAAGUCCGCGAAUAAGCAAAAGAAAGAUGGAGCGAGCAGGUUCUUCUCAGACAUGUUUGGUCUCAAGCAUCUGAGAAAUUAUAUUGGCGAAAUCAUGUUUUUCAGAAGUCUCCCCAUGGUCACAAAAAGCAAAGUUUCUGCAGACACCAUGGAAGAGGAUAGAUUACCGGCACGCCCACCAAAAUUAUCAUGCACCAAUUGGGUGAUGACACGUACCCUAUUUAAGGGUAGCUCUCAAUCCAAUGCUACGCAAGACCAGUGCCUCGAAAGUGUGCUACCUCUAUUGCGCAGGCGCUGCCAAAUCCUUUGUGCAAAGGAUGAUGCGCCGCAUCGGUAUGCUAAUGAAAAGCCAAAAUUGGAGCACGAGUUGAAGUCCAUACGGCAAACUUUGAGUGCUCUCCUGCUCGAAGAUAUACGAAUUACUUUCUACGAUGCAUACUGUGAACAUCAGCCCUUUACUGGGGCCACAACAGUCCACGUCUUGAAUGCAGUAUGUAGGCAACUUGAUAUUCCUUCCACGGUUGAAGAGAUAGAGGUGCUCCAAAUGAAACUUGACAUGACGUUUGAUGAUGAUGAACAACGAGCACUGGAGGAGGACAUCACAGGAAAGAUCUUGUGGCUUUGUUGGUGUGGGAUCUGUGCGGAAGUGGACCAACUGUUACCGAAGAUUGUGGAUCACAUUCGGAGAGAAGGAUAUAUGAUGGGUUUGUCAGAGAUUUCCAACAUUAUUUAUUGUGCAGAGAUCGAACCCGAUGACGAUCAAGUUCAUUUACAGCGGAUCAUGCUUGAUGCAGGAGCGGGGACGUCGAAACACCAAUUGUGGCUUGCCGCUCGGGCUGCAGAGGAAGCCAAGUGGUCAAGUACAACUAGGGACACCCCUACUAUCAACAACAACGGGUCCACUCCAGAUACAAGCACUCAAACCCUCUCCCAACCAAUCGCUUAGCAAACAUGCAUAUCAUAACGAUUGUGAUGUUCACGCAAAUGAUGUAGCCAAUACUUCGUGAGUUAGUACUGUAACGAGUUUCCUUACCCGAUGUUGGAAGCAAUCCAAGAAAAUCCACAGCCAU
Pisolithus orientalis is the source of this 1292-nucleotide messenger RNA. RefSeq lists its product as uncharacterized. NCBI's taxonomy places the organism in Eukaryota, Fungi, Basidiomycota, Agaricomycetes, Boletales, Pisolithaceae. The transcript has 14 exons. The record is from RefSeq and is a predicted model, not a curated record. The coding region runs from base 185 to 1168 and encodes 327 amino acids.